GGAAAUUCUUCAGCAUAUAUUGGCAUCCUCCCGAACUGACGGUUAGCCAAGAACUCCAGGGCCACGGAUACUAAAACAACCUCCAACUCGAAGAUAUCAUACUGACAUAACGCAAUAAUUUUGUGUUCGCGUACGAAUUGCAUCCCAUAUCAACAUGUUUCUCGGCAAGCCUCUCCUACUGGCAUAUGCCAUUAUAUCAGCAGCCACAGCGCUUCCAUUCAAGGCAGCGAUCGCUGAGAGCUCUCUCGUUACUAGGUGGGACGAGGUAGUUAAUGAACCUCCAUUUAUUGCGAAGCGGGAAGAAGAUAUAGUCAAUGAGCCACCAGCCAUCGCCAAGCGGGGGGAAUUGGUUAACGAACCUCCGGUAAUUGCGAAGAGGGAGGACAUAGUCAAUGAGCCCCCGAAUAUCGCCAAGAAGGACGAUGUGGUCAACGAACCUCCAAACAUUGCUUAACUAGAUGCUGUUGCUGAGAGUUUUAUUUGAUCUGGCAAAGGAACUUGUUUCGGCGGACAUGGGCAGGGAUACUAAGGCUUCGAUACUAUUACUGUAUGUGCCUAAUGCAUUUACGUGGAAGUAGUAUAUUGAAAUGGGAAAUAGGUCGUCUCUUCCACUCCGCUCAUGCAUGACUUCCCAUGAUAAAU
This is a messenger RNA of Daldinia loculata, 642 nucleotides long. RefSeq lists its product as uncharacterized. The transcript has 2 exons. Lineage: Eukaryota; Fungi; Ascomycota; Sordariomycetes; Xylariales; Hypoxylaceae. The coding region runs from base 155 to 454 and encodes 99 amino acids. The record is from RefSeq and is a predicted model, not a curated record.